UUUCCAAAAACAAUGGAUGAAACUACCCUUAUAAUUAUUUGUCUUGAAUCUAAUAUAUUUUGAUAUUUAUUUUUUUUUUUGGAAAAUAUUGUGCGUUUUAAAAGUGAAGUUUCGUGUGUAGCAAAACAAACAUUUUUCAUCAUAACCUAACAUGAUCGACUAAAAUUGUAGAAUGCGUGAGAACUUAUUUUAUCAAAAACAUUCUAUCGAAAUUUACAAGAACAAUUUCGAUAUAGUUAAGGUUUAGUUUUGAUAUGAAUAAUCUUAUCUUAAAAGUGAAUUUUUAUAAUCUGUACAAUGGAAUUGAAACCAGAAAGUUACAACCCCUUAUUUGAAGAGCUAAAAUAUAAUGCACAGGAUUAUCUUAAGCAGAAUGAAAAUGUGGUUAUCAAUCAAACAAGUGAGGGAUUAAUUAUGAUAAAACAAGAGAAUAGUGUUGAGAAUUUGUUGAUCAAUCAUGAAGAAUACCAAAAGAGUGAUGUAAUAGUAAAAAAUGAUUCAAUUUUAUUGAAAAAUGUGAAUAAUGACAUGCCAGUUGGGUAUUUGCAACUACCUACAAACCCUAAAAGAGAAUUUGACAAGAAGUUUCAUUUUAUGUACAAAAAUGGGCGAGGUUUUCAUAAGUUUAGUAGAGGAACUUCUAAAAGUCACAACUUUAUGAAGCACAGCGUUUUGCCCAACGGUAUAAUCAUUUGUAAAUUAUGUGGAAAUUUCUACACUAAGAAAUUUGAUUUCUUCUAUCAUCUGUCAAAACAUCUUGUCAAAAAAUUGUGUUUAAAGCGAAGUUAUGACAUGAAACAGAGUACAAAUGAUAAUUUGGAGUAUAGGGUACUUGAACCAACGAAUACAAUUUCAAUAUUAUUGAAAAAUGAAUUACAAAAUCCAUCUAAUGAUAUUGAAAAAUCAUUCAAGCAUACAAGUUGUUCAAAAUCUUUUAGAAAGAAAAACAGUUUGAAUGAACACGUGCGUGUACAUGAGGGAGGAAAACCAUUCAAAUGUAAUCUUUGCUCGAAAUUGUUUAAACAUAGUAUUAGUUUAACUCAACACAUGCUGAUUCACACUGGUGAAAAACCAUUUAGUUGUGAAAUUUGUUCAAAAUCCUAUGCAUACAAAGAAUCGUUGGUAUAUCAUUCACGCACACAUACGGGGGAAAAACCAUAUAAAUGUGAAAUUUGUUCAAAAUCGUUUGUUGUUAAAAGUCAUUUAACUGAACAUGCACGUGUUCACACAUGCGAAAAACCGUUCAGUUGUGAACUUUGUUUGAAAACCUUCAAAUUUAAAACUAAGUUGGUCCAACACAUACGGAUUCAUACUGGCGAAAAACCAUUCAAGUGCGAAAAUUGUUCAAAAUCAUUUCCAGUUAAGGAAUAUUUAGUUUCACACAUUCGAUAUCAUACAAACGAAAAACCUUUUAAAUGUGAAAUUUGUUCGAAAUCAUUUGUGGUUAAAAGUCAUUUUACUGCACACACACGUGUUCACACUAGAGAAACACCAUUUAGUUGUCAAAUUUGUUCGAAAUCGUUCAAAAUUAAUAGCAAUUUAGUGCGACACAUGCGAAUUCAUACUGGCGAAAAACCGUUUAAAUGCGAGAUCUGUUCGAAAACGUUUAGUGCCAAAAAGAAUUUAGUGUUACACACUAGAAGUCAUACAAACGAAAAACCAUUCGAAUGUGAAGUUUGUUUCAAACUUUUUAGCGAUAAAAGUAAUUUAGUAACUCAUAAACGAUCUCACUCUGAUGAAAAACCAUUUAAAUGUGAAGUUUGCUCAAAAUCUUUCAAACAUAAUUUCUCAUUGAAUAGACAUAUGUCUUGUCAUAAGCAGGAGAAAUUAUUCCAAUGUAAAAGUGGAACGUUAUAAAAAUCCACAUAUUCUUCAGACAAACAAAAAACCAUUUAAUUGAUAUUUUUCGUUCAAAAGGUUCAAUGACAUUUAACUGAUAUUAGUUCACACUAUCAAAAGCACAUUGUGAAAAAAAUACAUACUUAUGUAUAAAACCGUUUUUAACUCUUCUAAUUAAAAAUAAAAAACAAGAUUUCCAUUCCAUAUUCCAACCUAAACUAACCAGUAAAUAAAAAAAAAAUAAAAUGUUCUUACUGAUCAAUCAACUGUUCCUACACCAUCAUUGUACAGAUUUUUUAUUGUAAUUUCUUCUAGUAAAUAAAUUUUUAUAUAUAUUAUAGAUUAAUACAAAUUAUCAAAAUUCAAUUAAUUUACCAUUCCUAUCAUUUUUAUGUAGAUAAUCGUUUCACGUCAUAUUAGUUUACAAAUUUAUAAUAUAAAACUGAUAUAUUCAACCACGUGCGCUUUCUGUUCUUUAACGCUAAGGUUAUAACUAAAAUAUAAUAGGCUAUACAGCCAAACAGUAUGAAGUAGUUUUGUGGAUAGUUUGUUUAAAUACAAAUUAAGAAUUUUUGGAAGCGUUUGAUAUUGAUUCCGAAUUUAAUUACCACUACAACAGUUAUAAUGCUUAAUUUGCAUUUUGAUAAUCAAUUUAUCGAUUUUACCAUGGUGGCUAGACGAUUGUUAUUAGGUUUUCUACAGUUAGGCAAUCUAAGAAAACAGCUGUUUUAUGUCAAACUAACGGCAGUGGAGUAUAUAUUUGAUUUUAUCUUGUUUUUCUUGGUUUUUUCGGUAGAGUGAGUUGUUUCAUGGUGUUGAGAGGACAUCAUAGAUACAUUUAACAUCUCUUUUAGAAACCAAACAGUUAACAUCUGAAGACGAUAACUUGGUUAUCGAAACGCGUAAGACAGUGUAUUGUGAGCGGUAAUCAUUAAUUAUCCAUUCAAAUAAAAGAUGGCGUCACCACACCACUGUCUCAGACAACUUAUAGAGUUAGUGGCUAGCUUAGCUAUGUAAACUAGGCCAUUUUAAUAAAUGACGAAUAGA
Diorhabda sublineata is the source of this 2886-nucleotide messenger RNA. RefSeq names its product zinc finger protein OZF-like. The record is from RefSeq and is a predicted model, not a curated record. The coding region runs from base 298 to 1857 and encodes 519 amino acids. The transcript is spliced from 2 exons. Lineage: Eukaryota; Metazoa; Arthropoda; Insecta; Coleoptera; Chrysomelidae.